UGAAAAGUUGCCGAGUAAAAUAGGAAGAGUAAUUGAAGUCGAUUUGAGGCGGACGUUUCCGCAUCAUCCAGCUUUCCAGGAGGACAUUGUUGUGGAAAGGUUACGGAAUAUACUGUGGGCAUUCGCUGUAUUCCACCCGGAUGUUGGGUAUUGUCAAGGGAUGAACUUUAUAGCGGCUACUAUGAUGAUGGUCGUAUUCGAUGGCGCGGUGAAAGGAGAGGAUCCCCAUCGAGAAAAGGAAGAAUUGACAUUCUGGUUGUUGUCUCAAUUCAUCACCUCGGAUCAAGGUCUGCAUAAUAGUGGAUAUUACCAACCUGGAAUGACGGCAUUACUAAGGGAUAUGUACGCAUUCGAUCGUUUGUCGGGUCGGAAGGCAACUAAUGCACAUCGACAUUUGGAAGAAUGUGGCAUUCAGGAUAUGUCCUGGAUAUGUGUGGAGUGGUUUCAAACGGUGUAUUCUACGGUUUUCGCCUUCGAUACCGUGUUACGGAUUUGGGAUCCGAUAAUGACGGAAGGUUGGAAGAUUCUGUUCCGCGUGGGAGUGGCGAUUUUCAAGAUAUUCCAGGAUGAAUUAGAUGCGAUGGAUUUCGAACACAUUAUGCAAAAUCAUAAGAAAUUAACGUCGAAGUUCGUGGACCACAACAGGUUGAUGAAGGUGGCAUUCUACGGUUUGGGUGAGGUUGCCAAAGGAGUGGUAUGA
Perkinsus marinus ATCC 50983 is the source of this 700-nucleotide messenger RNA. Its product is annotated as TBC domain-containing protein, putative. NCBI's taxonomy places the organism in Eukaryota, Perkinsozoa, Perkinsida, Perkinsidae. The record is from RefSeq and is a predicted model, not a curated record. The transcript is spliced from 6 exons. The annotation marks the transcript as partial.